ACUCAAGAGGACAACAAGUCAAACCGAUAUAGAAUCAAGGUUAGUGGGUUUGGCUUGUUUAGUGACUUAGGUUUACCCGCGCAUCCGGUACAAGGCCGAAACGAUAACGGCUUUCUGCUGAUUGCUGAAUCAUCUGCGUCGUCAUCUUCGUCGUCAAAUGGAUCCAUCACCUAGACGCAGCAAAUAUGUUUUUGAAAAGAAUCCCCUUUUCUCAUCAUCUUCAUCCAGUUCGUCUGAUGACAAUCUCUUUCUCACAACAUUUUUUCUAGCUGCAAAGGCGAUUGUUAAAUCUACUAAAGUGCUUCUUGGAGAUACUACAAGUUCAAGUUCAAGCCGCAAUGAGCUUCUUGAAGAUACUGCAAGUUCAAGUUGCAAUUCGCUUCUUCAAGAUACUGCAACUUCAAAGCGCAAGGAGUUAAAGAUGGAUGUUGCGACUUCUACCAUGGAAACAGAUGCCCCAGAAAAGAAUCUCAAUAAGUGGGAUUUCACCUGUGAUGUGGAAGUGGAUUGCAAGUCUGAGGAAAACGCUUACAUCAUAUAUUCAACACUCAAUGUUGACAAAGAGCUGCAACCAGAUAAAGUAAGGAGGUUGAUGUCUGUCUCUAAUGGAAAACUUUCAGUGCGUUUUGAGGCAGUUGAAGCUAGAUUUCUUCGGGCGUCUUUUAGUGCAUUUAUGGAUGCUUUGACAUUAGCAACGAAGACAAUUGAACAAUUUGGUAAAGAUAUGGAACUAUGACAUGUUACAUGUGUGUUCAUUAGAUGGAAUUGUAUAACUUGGUAUUUGUGGAAUUUAGCUUCUUGAUUAUAGGAGCAUAAUGGAAUUUUUUUUUGUUAAAUUACAAGCGUUUAUAAAUUCUGUAAGCAUACUUGCUUGCUUGUUUUGCAGGUGUUUUAGUGUAUUGUGAUUUAUGUG
Lactuca sativa (garden lettuce) is the source of this 913-nucleotide messenger RNA. RefSeq lists its product as uncharacterized. The record is from RefSeq and is a predicted model, not a curated record. Gene Ontology annotation, cellular component: EKC/KEOPS complex. Lineage: Eukaryota; Viridiplantae; Streptophyta; Magnoliopsida; Asterales; Asteraceae.